Daldinia childiae is the source of this 3210-nucleotide messenger RNA. RefSeq lists its product as uncharacterized. The record is from RefSeq and is a predicted model, not a curated record. Gene Ontology annotation, molecular function: heme binding; FMN binding; flavin adenine dinucleotide binding. The transcript has 7 exons. Bases 1 to 3210 code for a protein of 1069 amino acids. Gene Ontology annotation, cellular component: cytosol. NCBI's taxonomy places the organism in Eukaryota, Fungi, Ascomycota, Sordariomycetes, Xylariales, Hypoxylaceae.
AUGGCGACUGGAUCUAUAGUCCCAAUUCCCGAGCCGCCGCAACUCCCGUUCUUAGGGUACGUUACCGGCGUCGAUCCGGAAAAUACUCUCAUAUCGUUUGCUAGAAUAUCAGAAAACUAUGGCGAGAUCUUCCGAGCACACGUUCCGGGAGCUAGCCUGGUAUUUAUAAGCACCCAUGCCUUGGUUGAUGAGGUUUGCGAUGAAAAGAGGUUUCAGAAGAAGCCCAACGAUGUUAUAACGCAACUCAGAGCAGGUCUACGCGACGGAUUGUUUACGGCAACAAACGAUGAGCCGAACUGGGGAAUCGCUCAUCGUGUUUUAAUGCCGGCUUUUGGACCGAAAGGCAUUCGCGAUAUGUUCGACGAGAUGAAAGAUAUAGCGUCGCAGCUUGCUUUGAAAUGGGCCAGACACGGAUCACAUGCAAAAAUAAACGCACCCGAAGACUUCACACGCCUUACUCUCGAUACGAUUGCUCUUUGUUCUAUGGGAUUCCGAUUCAACAGCUUCUACUCCGAGAAUUUACACCCAUUCGUAAACGCCAUGGUAGAAUUCCUUCUUGAGAGCGGACGGAGGACGCAGCGGCUACCAUUUCCUUCGUUCCUUUAUCGGUCGCGAGAUAAAAUAUACGAAUCCCACAUCGCCGUCCUCGCAGAGACAGCUCAAGCCGUCUUGGAUGAGCGUCUUGCGGAUCCCGGAAACGAGAGAAAAGACCUCCUCUCAGCUAUGCUUAAAGGACGAGAUUCGCUUAGCGGACAGAAGAUGAGCGACGCAUCUAUUAUUGAUAACUUGAUCACAUUUCUGGUUGCUGGACACGAAACUACAUCUGGGAUGUUGUCUUAUGCUAUGUAUAGAUUAUUGAAGAACCCCGAUGCUUAUCGCAAAGUGCAACAAGAGGUCGAUCAAGUUAUCGGCAAAGGUCCUGUGACAGUACAGCACAUGCAGAAACUUCCAUAUAUCACAGCAGUUCUCCGUGAAGCAUUACGGUUAGAUUCACCAAUCCCGAUAUUUGGAGUAAGUCCCGUGGAGGAUACGUUGCUUGCUGGAAAAUACCAAGUCUACAAGGGAGAUUUUAUCCAAUGUUUUCUCACUAAAGCGCAUCUCGAUCCAACAGUGUUUGAGGAUCCCAUGACUUUCAAACCGGAAAGGAUGCUUGAUGAGAACUUCAGUAAACUACCAAAGAACGCGUGGAAACCAUUCGGCAAUGGUGCUAGAGCCUGUAUCGGUCGACCAUUCGCGAUGCAGGAGGCCAUCCUUACUAUGGCUAUCCUCUUCCAGAAUUUCAACUUCGUCUUAGCAGAUGCAGACUAUGAGCUACGAAAUAAACAGACCCUGACUAUCAAACCCGAUAAUUUCUUCAUACGAGCCAUAUUACGCGACAGCUUAGAUCCCGUCAAGCUUGAACAUCGACUCUCGGGAAUCGAAUCAGUGUUGGAUAAGCCGAAGACGCGUACCAAUGGUCUAGACCAUAAACAUAUAGGUCAUGAUCAGCAGCCCAUCACUAUACUAUACGGCUCUAAUAGCGGCACUUGCGAGUCUAUGGCUCAGCGGUUGGCUUUUGAUGCUGCAUCCUACGGGUAUAGAGUAUCUACUCUGGACUGUAUGGAUGCUGCAGUAGAAAAGCUCCCAGAGGAUCAGCCCGUUAUCUUUAUAACAGCAAGUUACGAAGGACAACCUCCAGAUAACGCGGCUCAUUUCGUUUCUUGGAUUAACAGCAUCAAAGACAAGUCAGCUCUCCGCGGGUCAUCAUACGCAGUCUUUGGAUGUGGUCAUCACGAUUGGUCUCAGACGUUUCAUCGAAUUCCCACACUCGUAAAUACAAAGCUAGAAGACCUCGGCGCAACUAGGAUUGCGGAACUAGGCCUUGCGGAUGCUGCCCUGGAAGAUCCAUUUGUUGCUUUUGAGACGUGGGAAGAUAAUGUUCUCUGGCCAGCCCUAAAUACGUUGAGAGUUGCUAAGGGAUCGAACGAGAUGCCGGGAAUACACCACGCAUCUUUGACGGUAGAUGUAUCGAAUACGCGCCCAUCUAUACUUAAGCAGAGCGUAGAAGAAGGACGCGUACUCGCAACCAAACUUCUAACCGCAGAUGGCGAACCUGCGAAGAAACAUGUGGAAAUUCAGCUCCCGGCCGGCGUAACUUAUAUGCCCGGGGAUUAUCUGUCUGUCUUGCCAAUCAAUCCUAAGGAAACGGUUCAGAGAGCUAUGCGUAGAUUUGGAUUACCGUGGGAUACAAGCAUUAAAAUCACAGGUACCGGUAUAAGGCUACCUACCAACGAAUCAGUACCUGCUAGUAGCAUAUUGGGCGACUUCGUAGAGCUCGCCCAGCCAGCUACCAAACGGAAUAUCCUGGCGUUAGCCGAUGUAACCGAUAACGAGGACGAUCGUAGAGCAUUGAAGAACCUAGCCGCCGAAAAAUAUGAUACAGAAGUACUUGCAAAGCGAGCAUCGGUAUUAGACUUGUUAGAAAUGUUUCCCUCUAUCAACUUAGGUCUAGGAUCAUUUCUGGCGAUGUUACCGCCAAUGCGUCUUCGCCAAUAUUCUAUCUCGUCGUCUCCCCUAGAGGAUCCUCUUAAGGCCUCUAUUACUUUCUCUUUAGUCUCGGGACGCGCUAAAUCCGGCCGAGGAGACUACAUAGGCGUCACGAGCUCCUAUCUAGGAGGUCUUGAAACCAACGAUAGACUUCGCGUGUCUGUGCGGCCGUCUCAUAUGGCCUUUCACCUGCCAGAUACUCCGGAGAAGACGCCACUGAUUCUUAUCGCAGCGGGGAGCGGCAUAGCGCCUUUCCGCGGCUUUAUUCAACAUCGUGCUGUGAUGAUCAGAUCAGGCCGUAAACUAGCUCCAGCUGUGCUAUAUCACGGCUGUCGGGAACCGGAUAAGGAUGACGUGUAUUCUACAGAAUUUGCCGAGUGGGAAAAGGCCGGAGCUGUUAUAAUUAAGCGAGCAUUCAGUCGAAAGCCGGAGGAGUCAGGCGGAUCCAAGUACGUACAAGACAUCGUAUGGGCAGAUCGACUCGGGUUUCUCCGAUUGUGGCAAGAUGGCGCACAGCUAUAUAUUUGUGGCUCACGGAAGGUCAGCCAGGGGGUUGAAAAGGUGGUUAAGAAUAUACGUCAAGAAGAAUCGAAGCUAAAGGGAGAGCAUCUAAGCGACGAAGAUGCGAAAAUAUGGUGGGACGAGUUGAGAAAUGUCCGAUACGCUACCGACGUGUUUGACUAA